Paramecium pentaurelia is the source of this 700-nucleotide messenger RNA. NCBI's taxonomy places the organism in Eukaryota, Ciliophora, Oligohymenophorea, Peniculida, Parameciidae. The record is from the annotation of a GenBank genome assembly.
AAUGAAUCUUCUUUUUAGAUAAGUUGUCAAUCCAAAUAAUCCAAAAAUAGUAGCAAUUGCUAAAAAUUAUGUUAAACAUGUUAAAGAAAUGGGUGGUGAUGAACCACCAAAAGAACCAGUUAUAUUUUAAAAACCAUUUACAUCUUUAUUAUACUUACCAGAUGGAAAUGGUAUACUUUAAUUACCUAAACAUAAUCAUGAAAUUCAUCAUGAAAUUGAAGUAUUUCUAUAUAUAUUUGAUAGCUUGGAUUUAUGGUAGCUAAGAAUGGAAAGAAUAUAUAAAAGGAUAAAUGGUAAGAAUAUAUAGGAGGUUAUUUUUUGGCAUUGGAUUUAACUGACAGAGAAAUGUAAGCUCAUUUCAAAAAGUAAGGAUUUCCAUGGGAUUUAGCAAAGGGUUAAGACAAUUUUUUCCCAAUUACAGAUUUGAUUACAAAAGAGAAAGUGAAGGAUCCAAAUAAUCUUUAAUUAGAAUUGACAAUAAAUUAAAAAGUAGUUUAAAAUGAUUCUACUUCUUCAAUGUAUUACAAAAUUCCAGAUCUAUUGGCCUACAUAUCAUAAUUUAUGACUCUAAGACCAGGAGAUUUAGUAUUGACUGGUACACCUCAUGGAGUAGGUCCAAUUAGAGUUAAAGACAAUUUAUUUGGUACAUUAAAAUAAGGAAAUGAGACCUUAGCAUAACUUAAUUUAAUAGUAGAAUGAG